Symbiodinium necroappetens is the source of this 3428-nucleotide messenger RNA. The record is from the annotation of a GenBank genome assembly. Lineage: Eukaryota; Dinophyceae; Suessiales; Symbiodiniaceae.
GCCGGGACCGCAGUCGGCGUCGGAGGAGUCGUCAGGGCCGCCAAGGCAGGCAAUCUCCACAGACGCGCCGAGGUCGAAGCAACAGCAAGCGCCGAAACGACCGGGAUGGGCGCAGGCCUGAUCGGUCGCGCCGACGCCUCGCAAGAGGUGGUGGAGACCACCGGAAGCGAGACGAGCGAAGUGAUAGAGGUUCGAGAGGAAACCGCCGUGCUCGCUGUGACUCCGAGGAGGAGCCUAGCUUCAAAAGGCUCCUGGAGGCGAAGCGAGCCAAGCGACAAGGGCGGGAGAAGAGCGAAGCUCCUGCCAGCGAGGGCUCCCAGUCGCCAAAAAAGGAUCGCAAGAGCCGGCGGCGCAGGAGACGGAAGGAUGAAGAGGAGGCCUCCGAGAAUGGUGAGAAGGAGCCGGAAGCCGAAGAAAAGAAUGAGGGCGACGGCGACGGGGCCGUGGAGGAGGGAGAGGCAGAGUCCGGUCAAAAAGAGGACACGGAGGUAGAGGCCGAAGAGGAGGAGCACGAGGACCAAGAGAAAGAGGAUGAACAGGAGGACAAGGACGAGGAGAACAAAGAUGAUGAUGAGAAGGACGACGAAGACGCGGAGAAAGAGUGCACUGAAGAAGCCAGCCAGGAGAAGGACGAGGAAGAGUCGCAGGACGCAGAGAAGGAGUCCGAAGCUGAACCCGAGAAGUACGACGACCUCGCUGUUGAUGCCACCGAGCUUGCUCAGUAUUGGCAGCAGGAGACCCUGCAAGAGGAGGUAAAGGAAGCCGAGGUGGAGGUGCCGGCUAUUGCUGCAAGACCCAAGGUCCGCCCUGCAGCGCGGAAGACGGCCCCGUCUCCGGCACGCAGCCCAUCGGAUGCAUCGGACAGGAAGAGCGAGGAAGCUAAGGAAGAAGAGGCUGAGGAGUCCGGGGCGAAGAGCCAUGCCUCCAGUGCCAGCGAAGAUCAGCAGGAUCACUCGGCCACCGACGCGAAGGUUGCCGCAGGACACGACGGGCAUGAGAAGAUCAGGGUCAAGCGCAAGCGGCGACGCAGGAAGCGACGGCCGGAGGAUGGAGAUCGAAAGGCGACAGAUACAGAGGAGAAGCAAGAUCACGCGGACGUGGUGGCCAUGGUCGUCGCAGCUGCUGAUGAGCUUGCUGGCGAGGCUGCAGGUCAGAAAGAACUCCAAAGCAUGACGAACAACGACCACAAGGAUGAGAAAGCCGAUGAUGCCGAGGAAGGUUCAGAAGCUGCGAGUGGUGAAGACGGUGAAAAGAAAGAGGAAGGCCAGGAAGUUGAGGAAGAGAAGGAGGCAGCGCAGGCUGAGGAGGAGGAGAGGGAGCUUACUCUGAAGAUCGCCCUUGAGGCCAAGGCUCUCAUCCAAGAGGUCUACCGGCGCCGCAACCCAGCCAAACUUGGGGAGGUGAAUGGGCUCAUGGAGAGAUAUGCUGGGUCAGAGCUGGCUCUCUACGAGCGGGUCUGCGAGAAGUACGGGGAAGAAGCGCAAGAUAUCGAAGGCAUCUUCCAGAAGGCGGCUCAAGAGGUCGCAAGCAGACGAGCUGAACUCACGGCAGCUGCGCCGGAUGAGCCCCCGCCCACCAUUGCUGCCCGCGCCAAGGGAGCCUCCAAACCAAGUCGGCGCAAUGACGCAGCCCCAGGUGUUGCGGAUGAAGAAGCCCCCGAGCAAGAAGAAGCAGACGUACCAGAAAAGCCUGCUGAUGAGGUGUUGGCUGAAGCCAUGCAGGAGGUUGAAGAAAGUAAGCGAGAAGAAGAGCCCAGCCGCAAGAAGAAGCGAAAAGUCCGCAGCUCUGGUGGGGAAGAAGCGGCGGCUCCAGAGCACCGAACUGGCGUGCGGAGGGUGAAGCGCAAGCGCCGAAGGCGCGUACCGAAGGCCGAGCACGCGCAGGCCAAGGUGGAAGGAGAGGCUGGCGACGAGGCGCCGGAGACAAAAGAAGUCGACAGUGAGGACCGGAAGAGUCAAGAGCAAGCGGAGGCGGAGGUUGACGGAAAAGCAGGCGAGUCUCCAGAAGUGGAGGAAGACAAGGGGGAAGCGGAGAGGGAGGGUCAAGAGAAGAGCAGCGAGCCAGAGGAAGACGAAGAGGAGCAUCAGGAGGAGCCAGCCCCAGCUCCCCUGGUCGCCCCAGGUCUUCCGACUCCUGGAACGAAAGCAAAGGCAGCGCCCAAGCGACGUCCGCUGGAGCAGAGCCAGCAGAAGGGCGUGGCGGACCCUGAGCCCGAGCAAGCGUCGCAGCGUUCUGAAAGCGAGGCCCAGCAGGACGAGAAGGAGCAGAAGGAUAGUGAAGCUGAGGAUGCCAAGGAAGGUGGGCAGCAUGAUGAUGAGGAGGAUGAUGAAGUACUCCAGACUGGAGCUGACGCCCAGCAAGGCGAGGAGAAGGACGAAGAUGUUGCAGACGAACAGGAGGACGACAAAAUGGAAGGGGAGGACAAGCACGAGGAGGACGAUGACAAGGACGGAGAUGAUGCCGAAGGUGCGGAGGAGGAAGAGGAGCAAGACGAGGACAGCAAGAUAGAGAAGAAAGCCGAGAAGUUCUCCUUGACAAAGAUCGUGGAGUUGAUCCGGGAUGUGUACAACCGGCGCAAUCCGGCCAAGCUAAGUGAAGUCAAGGACCUUCUGGCCAAGUACAAGGGCCAGGAGAGAGAACUUUAUCGCCUUAUCUGUGAAAAAUAUGGCGAAGAGCCAAAGCUUGCAGCUCUAGAAGAUGACAAGUCGGAAGAAAGCCAGAGUGAGAGUGCCAGCGCUGCGGACUCUGAGAGUGCCAGCAAUGCUCGAGCUGGACAUGGCCGUCGCGCUGGACGCAGACGUCACCGCUCGGGUCGGACGGGUCGGCGCAAACACCAGGGCCGCCGUGACCGCGAAAAGCGCCGCGAUCGGAGGCGUGAUCGCGAACGGCGAGAAAGAAGGCAGGAAAGCCGUCGAAAACCAGCAGCUGGAAAAGCCGGCAAAGCUGAGGAGACAAGGCAAACUGCAACCCCUGCUGUGAAAGAGACUGUUCGAGAGACGCUCAUUUGCAGUGCACUUCCGUGCUGGUUGCUGCGUCACUGGGUUACCUUGGCAGCCUCCUGCAACAUCCGUGAAGUCAGCAUUUGCGAAAAGUACCCUGAGCCACCGGAGGCGGGCGCAAAAAUGUCGAUCUGCAUCAAUCCGCCUAGGUCCUCGCCCGCCGGUGGCACGUCCGCUGGCUCCUCCACCCGGGUCCUGGUCGCCUUCUUUUCCGAAGAGGCCCUCGGCGAAGGGCCAGGCGGUUCCGGCGGCCCCAAAGAUGGCGACGCCAGUCUGGGGCCCAGAGGCGGCAAAGAGAAAGAAGAUACCAGCACCUGUCCGGUGUUGGAUGUCGGUCCCGAGAAUUCCUCAUCCUACACUUCCUCCGAGCUCUCCGAGAGCGAAGAGGUUGCUUUGCCUUUACCCCCCUCGGCGUCAGCCCCCCAGUAA